Trichoderma atroviride IMI 206040 is the source of this 300-nucleotide messenger RNA. RefSeq lists its product as uncharacterized. NCBI's taxonomy places the organism in Eukaryota, Fungi, Ascomycota, Sordariomycetes, Hypocreales, Hypocreaceae. The record is from RefSeq and is a predicted model, not a curated record.
AUGCAAGUGGCGGCGCGCAAGAUGGCGCCCACAAUGCUAUUAGACCCUAUUGAGCCACGAGCUGAAAGCCUCGCAUCUCCCUGGCAGCCCUCUGUCACCGCCACGGCGUCUCUGUACUGGCUAGACGGGCAUCGAAACGGCAGCAUGGCGGUCAGUGGCUUCGACAUGAUCCUCGAGUUCCACCCGCAGGCUCUACCACACUCCAGAUUCGACAUCCGUCCCAUGUCAGGCCGUAGGGCUAAGUUCCCCGAUACCUGUAGAAUGUGCUCCUCCGUCCGUGUCGAUGGAUGGCAGCGCUAG